AUGUUAUUAUAUCAGUUACUUUUUAUUUUAUUCAUAUUUUUGAUUUCAUUAUUUAAAAUAUAUGCAAACAAUUUACCAUUAGCACCAUUUCAAAUUAAGAUACAAUGUAAAAGUGGUCUUAGUUAUGGUAAAAAUGAUUCAAUUAAAAAAAAAGAAAUAUGUCCGGUAUCAUCAACUAGUUGUGCCUACAUUGAAAUACCAUUAAAAAAAGAUAAUAUUUCUAUUUAUGAAUGUGUUGAUGAAAGUAUUUUAAGUGGUGAAGAUGAUGGUGAAGAGAUGGCAAAACAUAAAUUAUUUUCACAAAUGUGUAAUCAUAUCCCAAAAUGUCAAUUAUUAAAUUCAACCCUUUUAAAUCCAUCAUUUAAGAAAUAUCUUUCAACUACAUAUAAAUUAAUAUCAUCAAUAUUUUUAAAUAAAAAAUUAUUAUUUUGUUGUAGUAUGAAUAGUGCGGUAUUAGAAAAAAUUAUUAAAUCAAAAGAUAAAUCGCAAAAACUUGUAAGUAGUAAUUCAAUAAAAUGUAAUAAAAUAACAUGUGGUAAUGGAGCAAUCGGUUGUCUAUCUUAUCAACAAUUUCCAAAAGCAAAAAUAAUAAAUGCUGAAGAUUAUAUUGAUGAUGAAAAAGAAGAUAUAUAUGAUAGUAAUGAAAAUUUUAUAAAUGAAAAUAAUAAAAAUGACAAAGAAAUGAUAGAAUAUAGUUAUGAGGAUGAUAAUAUUAAUAAUAAUUAUAAUUUUGAACCAAUACAAAUAGAAUUUAAUACAGAAUUUGAUCAAAUUUAUAGAAAAAAAAGACAUAAAAUAAAAAAUCAAGAUAAUGAAAAAACAUAUCAAUGUGUUUAUCCUCAUUUAAAUGAUGAAGUAUAUCGAUAUUGUACAAUGAUAUAUUCAAAUUUAAAUAAUAAUCGUUGUUAUAAAGGAAAAGAAUUUAAAAUAUGUUGUUGUUAUGUAAGACCAAAUACAAAUACUUGUGAACCAGGAGAAAAAGAAUUACCACCAACAAUUAUUUUACCACCAAGAAUUGUAUCAAAUAAAAAUAUUAUUGAAAAUAAAACUAUUAUUUUAAAAAAAAAUUCACAAAAUAAAAUAUCAACAACUACAACAAUACCAACGAUUUCAUCAACAAUAAAAUCGAUAUCAUUAUUGGAGAGACAAAAUAAAUCUAAAAUAACCAAUUUUAUGAAAAAUAAAGAAAAAAACAUUUUAAGUGGUUAUAAAAAAUCAACAAACAGAAAGUGCAAAUAUUUAACAAAACAAAAAAUGCGACGUUUACAGAAUGAUCGAAUAAUUCCAUAUUUUUACAAGCAAGAAAUAUGUUCAUCAUCACCAAGAAUGACUAGGAUAUUUUAUACUAUUUAUAUGUUUAUUAUAUUACAAGAAGUUAUAUUAAGUGAAAAAAUAUUAAUUUACUCACCAUCAUAUACUGCAAGUCAUACAAUAACUAAUGGAAAAAUAGCUGAUAUUUUAGUUAAAAAUGGGCAUGAUGUUACAUUAUUAAUUCUUGAUUUUGAUUCAACAGUCAAAAUAAAUGGAACAAAAUUGGGAAAAGUUGUAAGGAUGGCAAAUUUAUCACAAACAUAUGAAAAAUUGAUGAGUGAUUGGUUAGGUGGUGAUGGUAGUGAACAACCUGAUAUAGCUAGUUUCUGGUCAAGAUAUUCUUUUGAAAAAGUGUCAAAUGAUAUAUGUAAAAUUAUCAUUUCAAGAAUAAACGAAUUAGAUUUUUUAAAAGAGGAAAAAUUUGACUUAGGUUUUGUUGAGAUGAUUGAAUAUUGUGGACAUGGUAUUUUACAUUAUUUAAAUAUUAAAAAAACAAUUUGGAUAUCAACAACACCAUUACAUGAUACUGUUGCAUGGAAUUUUGGUUUACCUACAACACCAAGUUAUAUACCAUCAGUUGAGGAAAAUUUUAAUGGACCAAUUAUGAAUUUUUGGGAAAGGUUAAUUAAUACAAAACAACUUUUAACACAAUUAUUUCUUCAAUAUAUUAGUAGUGAAAUGUGUACUUCUAAUUUUCGUAAUGGUAUUGAUAAAAAUUUUCCAAAUUUACGUUAUUUAGCAAGCAACUCAUCAAUUGGUUUUGUUAUGACAGAUGAAAUAUUAGAUGUUCCCAGACCAAUUCUUCAUAAAAUAAUUUAUAUAGGAGGUUUAGGAUUUGAAAAUCCUAAACCUUUAAGUACUUAUUGGAAUAAUAUAAUGAAUAUGGGAAAAAAAGGUGUAAUUUUAUUUAGUAUGGGAACUGGUGCUUCUUUUUCAUUAUUUGAAGUUAAAAAAAAAAUUGAUAUAUUAAAUGCAUUUAAUGAAUUUUCAGAAUAUCAAUUUAUUUUGAAAAUUAAUAAAGAUGAUAAGGAAACUGAAAAUUUGAUUAAAAAUUAUACAAAUAUUGUUUUAACAUCCUGGAUGCCACAACCUGAUUUAUUAAAUCAUCCAAAUAUGAAAUUAUUUAUUACACAUGGUGGUAUUGCUAGUAUUAUAGAAUCACAUAUGAAUGGUAUACCUUUAAUUGUUAUUCCAUCAUUUGCUGACCAACAACGUAAUGCUAAAUUUAUAGAAUGGAGAGGAACUGGUAUAGCAAUUUUAAGAAGCACUUUAAAUUUUGAAGUAUUAAAAAAUGCUAUUAAUGAAAUUCUUACUAAUGAUAAUUAUAGAAGUAAAGUUAAUAGAAUUAAAAAAUUAAUCAAAACAAAACCUGGUACACCAGAAAAAAAAUUAGUUGAAUGGACUAACUAUGUUCUAGUAAAUGAUGGAUUAACAGAAUUUAAUUCACCAGCAAAUGAAAUGAAUAUUUUUGUAUAUCAUGGUAUCGAUAUAUUAUUGUUUAUAAUAUUUCUUUUUAUUACAUUAAUUUAUAUUUUUAUUAAAAUAUUCACAUUGCUCAUAAGAAUAAAAAAAAUGGAAACAAAAACUAGCAAAAAGAGUAUGUUAAAAAAGAAAAAAGCUUAG
This is a messenger RNA of Strongyloides ratti, 2934 nucleotides long. Its product is annotated as UDP-glucuronosyl/UDP-glucosyltransferase family-containing protein. The transcript has 5 exons. Gene Ontology annotation, molecular function: UDP-glycosyltransferase activity. The record is from RefSeq and is a predicted model, not a curated record. Bases 1 to 2934 code for a protein of 977 amino acids. NCBI's taxonomy places the organism in Eukaryota, Metazoa, Nematoda, Chromadorea, Rhabditida, Strongyloididae.